GUGAUUUUGGGAGAGUAUCGCUGGAUGUCGUAUGACCAGGUGUAUAAAGAAGUGAGAGCGUUCGGGAGCGGUUUGGCUUCUCUAGGACAGAAACCUCUGAAAAACAUUGCCAUCAUCUGCGAGACCAGAGAGGAGUGGAUCAUAGCGGCACAAGCCUGUUUCAUGUACAACUUCCCAUUGGUAACGCUUUACUCUACUCUGGGAGGUCCUGCUAUUGCUCAUGGACUCAAUGAAACUGAAGUUUCCCACAUCAUCACAAGCAAAGACCUUCUGGAAACCAAACUCAAGGACAUUUUGCUGGAGGUCCCGAGAUUACGACACAUCAUCAUAGUUGACGAUAAGCUCAACAGCGGCUCUGAAUACCCACGAGGCAUCAGUGUCCACAGCAUGGCGGCUGUGAAGAGACUUGGGGCCCUUCCUGAGAAUGCGUCGAGGCAGAGACAGUCUCCGCGUGCCGCUGAUGUGGCAGUGAUCAUGUACACCAGCGGCUCCACUGGAGUGCCAAAAGGAGUCAUGAUCUCUCACGGAAAUAUCAUUGCCGGAAUCACUGGCAUGGCAGAGAGGAUUCCCAACCUUGGUGCGGAUGACACAUACAUUGGCUACCUUCCACUGGCUCAUGUGUUAGAGUUGAGCGCUGAGAUGGUGUGUUUUGCUCACGGCUGUAGAAUCGGCUACUCUUCUCCACAAACUCUCUCAGACCAGUCAACCAAGAUCAAGAAGGGAAGCAAAGGAGACAUUAGUGUCCUGCAGCCCACUCUAAUGGCAGCAGUACCAGAGAUUAUGGAUCGAAUCUACAAGAAUGUAAUGCUAAAGGUGGAGGAAAUGAGCACGUUUCAGAGGACUCUGUUUCUACUGGCCUACAACUAUAAGAUGGAGCAGCUUGCGAUGGGAUACAGCACUCCACUGUGUGACAAGCUGGUCUUCCGGAAGGUUCGGGCGUUGUUAGGUGGACGUUUACGAGUGUUAUUGUCAGGUGGUGCACCUCUCUCUGCGGCAACCCAGCGGUUCAUGAACAUCUGCUUCUGCUGCCCUGUGGGUCAGGGCUACGGCCUAACAGAGACCUGCGGCGCCGGGACCAUCAGCCAGCUUUGGGAUUACAGUACAGGACGAGUUGGUGCACCAUUGGUUUGCUGUGAAAUUCAGCUUAAGGACUGGAUAGAGGGUGGCUAUCGCAGCACAGACCGGCCCUGCCCGCGAGGAGAGAUUCUCGUCGGUGGGCCAAACGUAACAAUGGGCUACUACAAGAACAAAAACAAGAACUGUGAGGACUUCUUCGUGGAUAAGAAAGGCCAGCGGUGGUUCUGCACUGGAGACAUCGGAGAGUUUCAUGGAGAUGGCUGUCUGAAGAUUAUCGACCGUAAGAAAGACCUGGUGAAGCUUCAAGCAGGAGAAUAUGUGUCUCUGGGAAAAGUGGAGGCCGUCCUGAAAAACUGCCCACUCGUCGACAACAUCUGUGCCUAUGCCAACAGUGACGAGUCUUACGUGAUUGGCUUUGUGGUGCCCAAUAAGAAGCAGCUCCUGGCGCUGGCUGAGAGGAAGUGUAUCAGAGGUUUGUGGGAGGAGCUUUGUAACAACCCUGUCAUCGAGGAGGAGGUGCUUAAAGUCAUCACAGAAGCAGCACUGACAGCCCAGUUAGAAAGAUUUGAGAUUCCCCGGAAGAUCUGCUUGAGCAUUGAGCCCUGGACUCCAGAGACCGGCCUGGUCACAGACGCUUUUAAACUCAAGCGAAAGGAGCUAAAAACUCACUACCAGGACGACAUUGAGAGGAUGUAUGGAGCUAAGUAGAACCAAACCCCUGCUGAUUCCAGACAAAAACGGUGGACAAGAGGGCCAGAAAAAGUAACUUAUCACACUAUAGCAAACUCCAAUCUGGAUGGAGAUUUCCCUUGGAGGUUACAGACACGUGAACAUAAUCAUUUGGAAAUGAUUUCAUACAGUUGAUUGAUCAGUAUGAAAUCUCACAACCAGCAAUACUCAAAGCUGCCAGACUUAAGCACACGCGGACAUGAUCCCCCCAGUGAUUGCUCAUAUCCUUCACAUAAACACCUCGAUCAGUCCGAAUGAGCUCGAUCUGAAUGACAUGGGUGGUGUAGACCUGAAAUAAUCCAUGAAUCUGACUAUUUUCUCAUUUGAAUUCAAUAAUACCUUGCGCACGUGCCUAGUGCUCUGAUCAGUAUUUAAAUGCGUUUUAUGUCAUACAAACGUGCAUAUGUAAUUUACAUUCAGUGGAUGAUACAAAAUAUGCAACAAAAAAAGAAAAAAGAACUCUUCUUUCUUUUGGUGACACUUAUUGCAGUGGCUUUCUCCGGUAAUAUACAUGAUGACUGAGCACUGUGUUUUUAAGCUUACUUUUUCAUUGAAACCUACAGUUUCAAACAAGUACAACUUGUAGAUAGACAAAGGCUGACGUAAACGUUGGAAUGGUUUCAUUAGGAUGUCUAAACUCAUCAGGAAAUCUUUAAGCCAUUAUUUGCUUGUUCAAUCUUUCCAUAAUUUGAAUUGAACUCUGUCGGGAGGAGACUGUGUGCAUAUUAACCAACGAUCUGGAAAAUCAAACGCCUUCAAGCUUAUUUUAAAUUAUUGUUAUAAUAAUCAGAUUUAUUUCAAUAUUAGAACAUGCUCAUUGGAGAGUAUGAAAUCACUAAACCGUUUCUGCUCAUUGGAUGAUUCUGAUUUAUGUGCAAGGAUUGGAAUGUUCCUAUUGGAUGACUGUAUAUCCUGCUGGACAGGAUAAUAGAUCUAGUAUAAUUCUUCUAAUAUAAACCAUUCAAACAUGUCCAUUAAACAUUUUAAACUGAAUUGAUUCAUUUCAAGGAGGUCUUCCUCUAUUUGUCUGUAAAGACACUGACAUGUGCUCGAGUUGUUUCAGAGCGUGUUGAACUGUUUCGUUUAGAAAUAAAUAAAUCUAAGACACCAGCUAAGCUGCAAA
Molecule: messenger RNA, 2929 nt
Organism: Pimephales promelas (fathead minnow)
Lineage: Eukaryota; Metazoa; Chordata; Actinopteri; Cypriniformes; Leuciscidae
Source: RefSeq, a predicted model, not a curated record